Thunnus maccoyii (southern bluefin tuna) is the source of this 3141-nucleotide messenger RNA. RefSeq names its product adaptor related protein complex 3 subunit mu 2 (gene ap3m2). The record is from RefSeq and is a predicted model, not a curated record. Gene Ontology annotation, biological process: intracellular protein transport; endocytosis. NCBI's taxonomy places the organism in Eukaryota, Metazoa, Chordata, Actinopteri, Scombriformes, Scombridae. The coding region runs from base 127 to 1383 and encodes 418 amino acids. Gene Ontology annotation, cellular component: clathrin adaptor complex; cytoplasmic vesicle. The transcript has 9 exons.
CUCAUCUGUGCCUUCUCACAUCAGGAUCUGAUCCACCUAACGGGAAGGAGCGACGGCUGCUUAAUCUUUCAUUGGGGAAAAAGGGUGAAAAGGCGAGACGAAAACGCAACAUUUGUCUUCGCCAAAAUGAUCCACAGCUUGUUCCUAGUUAACGCCUCAGGGGACAUUUUCCUGGAGAAGCACUGGAAGAGUGUGGUCAGCCGCUCUGUGUGUGACUACUUCUUCGAGGCCCAGGAGCGUGCCACCGAGCCGGAGAACGUCCCACCAGUGAUCCCCACGCCACACCACUACCUUAUCAGUGUGCUCAGGCACCGCAUCUACUUUGUGGCUGUCAUCCAGAGCGAGGUGCCGCCGCUCUUUGUCAUCGAGUUUCUGCACAGAGUCGUCGACACAUUCCAGGACUAUUUUGGGGUGUGUACAGAGGCUGCCAUCAAGGACAAUGUUGUAGUGGUCUAUGAACUAUUGGAGGAAAUGCUGGACAACGGCUUUCCCCUGGCCACAGAGUCCAACAUCCUCAAAGAGCUCAUCAAGCCCCCCACCAUCCUUCGCACAAUGGUCAACACCAUCACAGGCAGCACCAACGUGGGCGAACAGCUGCCUACAGGCCAGCUGUCAGUGGUGCCAUGGCGACGCACUGGAGUCAAAUACACCAACAAUGAAGCCUAUUUUGAUGUGGUGGAGGAGAUCGAUGCUAUCAUUGAUAAAUCAGGCUCCACUAUUACAGCAGAAAUCCAAGGAGUUAUUGAUGCCUGUGUAAAACUGACCGGCAUGCCCGACCUCACUCUGUCAUUUAUGAAUCCACGGCUGCUGGAUGAUGUCAGCUUCCACCCGUGUGUUCGGUUCAAGCGCUGGGAGGCUGAGCGGAUCCUCUCUUUCAUCCCCCCUGAUGGAAACUUCCGGUUGCUCUCGUAUCACGUCAGCUCUCAGAACCUGGUAGCUAUCCCAGUGUACGUCAAGCACAACAUCACCUUCCGUGAGGGAAGCUCCCAGGGACGUUUUGACUUGACCCUGGGCCCUAAACAGACCAUGGGCAAGGCUGUGGAGUCAGUCCUGGUCAGCAGCCAGCUGCCCCGGGGAGUGCUCAACGCCAACCUCAACCCCUCCCAGGGAACAUACACCUUUGACCCAGUCACAAAGUUGUUGUCAUGGGAUGUUGGGAAGAUCAACCCCCAGAAGCUUCCCAGUCUGAAAGGCACCAUGAGUCUGCAAGCCGGGGCUUCCAAACCUGACGAGAACCCCACCAUCAACAUCCAGUUCAAGAUCCAACAGAUGGCCAUCUCAGGGCUGAAGGUGAACCGGCUGGACAUGUACGGUGAGAAGUAUAAACCUUUCAAAGGCAUCAAGUACAUGACCAAGGCUGGCAAGUUCCAGGUCCGGACAUAAAGACUACUGCUCUGUGACAACCGGACCAAGCCACCAUGAGACUGAGGGGUGAUGAGACGGGGUGAAGGGGAGUUGGUACAUUCCCUGUGUAUAUGCAUUUAAGGAUUGACCUACACAAAUUGCAAGGCUCCUUGUAGCAGUUAAGAACGGACCAUUGCACAUAGAAACCUCAGUUGAAGUAACAGCAUCAAAUAUCCAGUAAACAGGUUACAGCUUUGACUAAGUGCAGAGUUUGAACCAAGAACAUGUCCAUAUCUGUCCAAGCUAAACCUGGAACAAACCCACCCGAGCCCAAUAUUGCUCAUAUAUGUACAUGCAGUAUUUCCAAUGAUAUACAGCAUUAACAGCAUCUUUACAGAUAAUUUAAGCCCAGCAGCUACCAGAGAAAUUCAUGCCAAUUUGAAAUCUUUGAGGCUCCAUCACAUUCAGGCAUACAAACCAACAGGCCACAGUCUGAUGCUGUACUGUUUCAUCUUUAGGUGUAAGCUUUGAAACUGAUUUGUCCACCACCUUUCCAAGCAGUAUUUUAUCAUCUGUGGUAUGUUUGUCUUGAUAGAUAUGUGCUGGUGACUGUUAUUUACACUCCAAACAAGAGAUAUCGGACCAAUAUUCUAUCAAAGUAGAGUUCCCCCUAUAAUAAAUUGUGAUAGCAUGAGCUGUAUAGUAUGAAAGAAAUUCAGUGUUUUCACACAUCAAAGGAGCUCUGCAAGAUGUAAUUGAUGCACCAAACUGAAACUAAAGUCCAGAAAAGGAACAUAGAAUAACUCACUGCAUUUUUUUUUAUCCUCCUUUUUCCUCUCCUGUUUAGAUUCUCUUCUCCAGCGUUUAUGUGUUUUCUGUUUGCAUUCCAGUCCGUUCUAUUCUUGUGCUCCUCUUUUCUCAUUGCAAUCAGUUUUUGUCUGCAGCACUGGAGUCAGCACACUGACAUUUGAGAAUGUGACACUGAAGCCGUCCUCAAUCAUGCACUUUCACAUCUGCUGGUACUAACAUCUACAUGCAAGUGAGACAGGUGUAGAGUUACAGAAGCUGUGCAGGCUAUUUAUUACCAUGAAAGUUUCUGGGAAGAGUUUCAAGUACACAUUUGCCUUUUUAGUCAACUUAAAUUAUUAUUUAUUAAACAAAAUAGAUUAUUUGAUAUUGCUGAAGUGUAAUGUCUUCUCUACACUGUUUCCCAGUCCUGUGUACUCUCAUUACAUUUUUGAAAGCUUUAACUCUACGUAAGGUUGUCAUUUAACCAUAUUAUAUGGGCAAUCCUUAGCAGGUUUUGUUUUCAUCAUACAGAAACAUGUGGCCAUAAAUAUAUUUUGCUCCUGCGUCAGUGUGUUACUUAACACUGAUCCAAAUGAUUUGCUCGGUUCAUCACAACACUUCACAACAGGCAGAGAAACUGCGUAACAUACAUCUUAAUAUCUAUUUGCAUACAUCAUGUAAACAUAACAUUAUGAAUGUCACCAUGGCAACUGAGCUGGAAAGCUAAUGUGAUACAUACAUGUCUCUGGGUCUCUGCUGAAAUCAGCCCACCAUCAUACUCAGGCCUACAGUUGCCAUAGAGGCUCGUGGUUGUUAUGAAUAGAAUGUGGGGAAGAAAAGAAAGAUGUGAAACUGUAAUGUGGUGUAAUGGCCAGAAGAAGGUACCUCAGAGGACAAAACAGAAGGUUUGCAUUUUGUGUUUACAGCAUUUUGUUUGUGUUUGUUAAACAGCCUCCAAUGGAGUGUUCUAAUGGUGUAAAAAAUAAAGAUUUGAUGUGUUAUAACCGA